This is a messenger RNA of Pistacia vera, 1048 nucleotides long. Its product is annotated as protein ABIL3-like. The record is from RefSeq and is a predicted model, not a curated record. The transcript is spliced from 9 exons. Lineage: Eukaryota; Viridiplantae; Streptophyta; Magnoliopsida; Sapindales; Anacardiaceae. The coding region runs from base 30 to 962 and encodes 310 amino acids.
AAAAAAAAAAACUCCAUAGAGAGGAGAAUAUGGCUUCAGCGUCUUCAGUUUCUGGUCCUCAAAAAUCUUCAACCUAUGAUGAGUUCUUCAUGCAGCAGAGCUUUCACUUUGCGGAUACUCUGAAGGAUUUGAAGAACUUGAGGAAACAAUUGUACUCGGCUGCAGAAUUUUUUGAAAUAUCUUACAGCAAAGAGGCCCAGAAACGAAAACUGGUGGAGGGUGUGAAAGAUUAUGCCAUCAAAGCUUUGAUCAAUACUGUGGACCACCUGGGUUCCGUAGCAUUUAAAGUCAACAAUCUUUUUGAUGAAAAGAUUGGUGAAGCUUCUGAAACAGGACUCCGGUUGACUUGCCUGGAACAGAGAUUAAAGUCAUGCCAAGAGUUUAUCAAUGGAGAAGGGCUUUCGCAGCAAUCAUUGCUGAUAAUAACUCCCAAGUACCAUAAACGUUACAUCUUCCCAGAUGAAGAGACCACUGAUGAUCUUGGCCUUGGCCAGAACCCAUCAAGCUGUGAAAACAGCAGCGUGAGUGCUGAAGAGGAUUCAACUCAGCUUAAAAUUGCUGCUCGAGUAACAACUACAGAGAGCCCUUCAACAUAUCUCAGAGAAGUGCAGUACACAUUGCAAUCUCCACAGCCUUCCUCGAGACAAGGAACGUUCUCUUUCACAAGAAUUUCACGCAGCAAAACGCCAGAGAGACGAGCAGCCUCUCCACUUCACUUUCCAUUUGCUCGUUCAGGGUCUCUUCUUAAGAGAUCUCCCUCUCCAAGCCAUUCUCAUGCCAAACGGCGGUAUCCAUCAGAGCAUUGGAGAACGGUUUCAUCAUCUACAUUUGCUGAAAGAAACAGGAGCAAAGAUUUAGAGAAAAAUUCUGGGAAAAGCAAACGCCUCUUCAAGGCCUUACUCAGCUUGCGCAAGUCCAGAAAAGAUGAUGGCACAUUAUACAAAUUCUUAGAUGAAAACUGAAAGGAUGGAGAAGAGUAGUAGUUUCAGUUCAGUUUUAUUAUUAUUGGUGAUCUUUUGUAAACUAGUGAAUUGUGUUUCACUAGUGC